AUGGAAAAAGAUGACGUGGCUGCUCAGAACAUGAAAGGGUGCACUGCACUAUGCUCCGCUGCAGUCGUUGGCCACAUCAAAAUUGCUCAAAUUAUAUUGGAAAAAUACCCAAAAUUGGCCAAUAUUGCAGGUGAAAGUGGUUUUUGGCCACUCUAUAUGGCUGCAGUGAAUGGAUUUGGUGAAAUGGCUGAAUUUCUCUACCCUUACUCAAAUAUUGGAUUGUGGAGCCCACUCGGAAAGGUCAACUUGCUGACGUCAGCGAUCGGAUUGGAGAUUUAUGAUCUAGCUAUAAAGAUUUUGAGUGAAGAUAAAACGUUGGCCAUAGCUGAAGAUGGUAAUGGUGAGACAAUAUUGCAUUUGCUUGCGAAGAAGCAAUUGGUAUUUUCUCACGAUGCCCAAGGAUUUUGGGUCAAGAAUGGCUGUAAAAGAUCAUCGAGUAGGAUGGCGAAGCUACACAAUGCUGCAUUGGAGGGAGACUGGAUUGCAGCCCAAAGGCUAUUCGAAGUAAUCCCAUACUGGAUCGAAACUCCCAUAACAGAAGAAGGUGAAAUCGCACCAAACAUAGCCGCGGACGAAAGGCGCAACAUUUUCAUCUCAAAAUUCGUAGAAAUCAUGGAAAAAGAUGACGUGGCAGCUCAGAACGUGAAAGGGUGCACUGCACUAUGCUCCGCUGCGGCCGUUGGAAACAUCAAAAUUGCUCAAAUUAUGUUGGAAAAAUGCCCAAAUUUAGCCAAUAUUAAAGGUGAAAAUUGUGUUUGGCCACUCUAUAUGGCUGCAUGGUACAGAUUUGGUGAUAUGGCUGAAUUUCUUUACCCUUAUUCAAAUAUUGGGUUAUGGACCCCACUCGAAAAGGUCAACUUGCUUACGUUAGCGAUCAACUUGGAGAAAUAUGGAAAAUUGGCACCUCCAUAUCAACUUUACCGCAUCCCUGGCAAAGCUCUGCAAAUGCAACGGGAUGUAUUGUUGUUCAAGGUAGUUGAGAAGCUCGUUCGACCGUCGUUUAGAAACAUGAAGAACUCUAGUGGGAAAAUGCCUAACGAACUAUUCGUAUACGAGCACAAAUACCUAAUGUCAGAUGGGAAGAAUUUCAUGAAGCGAACUGCGGGAUUAGGCAUGAUGUCCAUCGCCAUCGUCGUAUUCAUGUUCGCACUCCUCUGCCUCAACAUCAAUUGGAUGCCAUCGAAAGUGGUGGCGAUGUUAUCCUUGCUCUCCUUGUUCGCCUCGGCGCUCAUGUUCAUGACAAUACUACUGUCCCGCUUCUCCGCUGAGGACUUCCUCUACAAGUUGCCGCUUUGUCUAGUUGCUGGCUUGUCGGCCUUCUUCAUCUCGGUCGUGCCUGUAACGGUGGCGGUCUACACUGCUCUGUGUCAUAUUUUUUAUAGGCUUGCCAUCUUUGUUUAUGGCGCCAGGGGAUCCUCUUCUGUUUGUGUCUAUUCUACCUCGUACCUACCAAUGCACGAGGUUGUUCCGGUCGUACAACCCUGUUCCGUUUCUAGGUAUACAUAG
Salvia hispanica is the source of this 1506-nucleotide messenger RNA. Lineage: Eukaryota; Viridiplantae; Streptophyta; Magnoliopsida; Lamiales; Lamiaceae. The record is from RefSeq and is a predicted model, not a curated record.